GCGUUCCCCACGGUACCUGCCUGCCUGCCUACCAUUCAGUACUAACGCGAAGGUUGCGCGACAGCUUUGCGGCGAGGAGCUGAAAUAAAAACACCUGGGAGACGUUCAGUGUCCGUCCUUCAUACCGACAAGAUGCGCAUUUGGAUUUAAAUUUUCCCUUUUCACUCUUUUUUUUUUGGCCAUUGGUUUUCCUAUUCACCGAUAAAGGAGCAGACGGUGGAUUGUGCUCCCGUUGCUGAGCAGAUAUCCCUUAAUUUUGUCCCUCAAGAAAAUGGAUCUGGGAAUGGCAGUGCCUUGAUAAGUAGCGUCUUUGGAAUCUUUCAUCAGCUGAAUUCAUUGUUAAACAGAAAGAACUCAAGCCUUCUUGAAAAAUUCUCUGGAAGAUGGACCAAUAUGCACUACUCAUGAUCAUCUUUAUCUUUGUUUUUGAAACAAUGAGUUAUGCCUUAAAACCUGCAUUAGAGUUGGAUGUCACACCCAGGACUACAGUGCUGUAUAGUGGACUGAUUGGUGCCCAGAGAUACAGAAGCUCUGCUGUUAACUACAGUGUAUUUUUACUGGAAGAUAAAGCAGGCAUCCUAUAUGUUGGAGCCAGAGGGGCUGUUUUUGCACUCAACACCAGCAAUAUUGCCAAUGGCAAAGACAGAAUGAUUUAUUGGGAAGCAUCCAUGAACAAUAAAACAGCUUGUUGGAAGAAAGGAAAAGAUAAUAAAACGGAGUGCUUCAAUCACGUUCGAUUUCUGCAGAGGUUCAAUGAAACUCAUUUGUACAUCUGUGGGACCUAUGCCUUUCACCCUCUCUGCACAUACAUAGACAAGAAAGAGUUUCGCCUCUCUUCUCAGUUUGAGGAAGGGAAGGAGAAGUGUCCCUAUGACCCUUCCAUUGGAUAUACAGGACUCUUUGUUGAUGGGGAAAUGUAUACUGCAACACAAUAUGAUUUUCAUAAUGUUCCUGAUAUUAGAAGAAAUUUUCCUUAUCCUGUGCUGAAGACUGAGACGAUUCCAACACGCUGGUUGUAUGAGGCAGAUUUUGUGGGCUCUGCCUUGGUAAGAGAAAGUAUCAACAGCUCUAUUGGAGAUGAUGAUAAAAUUUACUUUUUUUUCACGGAGAAGAGUAAUGAAGAAAAUUCUUUCUUCAAACAACUUAAAGUGGCACGUGUAGCACGUAUUUGUAAGGGUGACUGGGGAGGUCGGCGUACCUUACAGACAAAGUGGACAUCUUUUCUUAAAGCACGACUAGUCUGUUCUAUUCCAGACUAUGAUUUUCAUUUCAACAUUUUGCGCAGCAUUUACAAAUUAGAGGAUGGUGGUGACUGGCAAAACAUCGUAUUCUAUGGAGUAUUUGGAUCACAGUGGAAAAAUGUAAAAGCUUCUGCAGUUUGUCAAUAUUCAAUUAAAGAUAUCCAGAAAGUGUUUAAUGGUCCUUAUGUGGAGAAUCAGGACACCAGUCUGAAGUGGAAUGAGCACACGGGUGAAGUUCCUCAGCCACGACCUGGUGCAUGUAUAACAGAUGAGUUCAGAGAGAAAGGUUAUAACACAUCAACGGACCUGCCAGACAAUGUUCUUAAUUUUGUCAGGAGACAUCCCCUGAUGUUUCAGCAAGUAAGACCAAUGGAAAAUCGGCCACUUCUUUUCAAGAGAAACGUGGACUACACUAGAAUAGCAGUACAAAGAGUAAUAGCUUUGGAUAAACAGACAUACAAUGUGCUUUUUAUUGGAACUGAUGAUGGAUGGCUGCAUAAGGCAGUAGAAAUUGGUUCCCAGAUACAUAUCAUUGAGGAAAUGCAGUUGUUUGAACAGCCACAGCCAGUUGAAAACAUAGUAAUCUCAAAAGCACAGAGAUCUUUGUACGUUGGUUCCCAGAGCAGUGUGUUACAGCUUCCUUUUUCAGCUUGUCAGCGCUAUACUUCAUGUUUUGAAUGCAUUUUUGCAAGAGAUCCAUACUGUGGCUGGAAUGAAGGGAUCUGCGUUGAUAUCACAAUUGGUGUAAACAGAGUCGGAUCAACACAGGAUGUUCAAAAUGGAAAAUUAGGAUGCCAGAAUAGUACAGCUCAAGACAACAUAAUCCACAAGAGGCGAACUGUGUUGAAAGGUGAUGAUGUCCUCCUGCAGUGUGAACUCAGCUCCAAUCUAGCUACACCCAGAUGGAAAUUCGGAGGUCAAGAUAUUCCAAUCUACGGCAAGGAUGGAUAUCGUAUUGGUACAGAUGGCCUGCUUAUUGUUGAGUCAAGGGUUGAGCACACUGGAAACUAUAGUUGUUAUGCCAUGGAGAAUAACAUUUUGUUCUUGGUAGCCACCUACACUGUUCAAGUACGCAGUGAAUUUCCACCAGAAACUGUGAAGCCAACAAUUCCCCCAACGCAAAAUGAGUCUACCACUCAGACCCUACCAGUAGAUCCUCCAAAACCAGAGUAUCAGACCUUCAGAACUAUGGAGGCUAUGUACAUAUCCCUUAUCACUGUACUGGCUGGCUUAUGCUUUGUCUUAACAGUGGUUUUAUUAUAUCUAGCUUUCUGCAGUCAGCCUCACCAGAGAAAACGUAUGGUUCAAGGAUCAGGAAGAAAUAAGAGAAGAGGAGGCUCUCUUGUUGAACUACAAACUAUUUCUAGCAACUGUAGUAACAAGCAAGACGGACACAUAUCUGAUGGCUUUUUACAGAUUGUCCCAGGUGAAGGUCAAGUACUACCUAACAAAGACCCCCCUCCACCUCCACCUCUACCACCUCCACCUCCUGCUUCAGAGUUUGCAAAUGGGUUGUCAGCCACUCUACCAAGUGUUCUUCGCAAAAUGAAUGGCAACAGCUAUGUCCUUCUCCGGCAAAGUGAACCUGAGUCAACAUCACCUCACUAUUAUCCUUUUACUGAGGAGCUUAACAAAAUGUUAGAAAAAAGGAAGCACUUAAAUCUGUUACAGAAACCAGAUGAAAGUUCUGUUUAACUCAUUCUCAUUCAUAUCUUUGCAUGCUCUUCAAGUGCCUAAGAUCUUUAUUAGCUGCCCUCAUAUGAACGUUUUACAAAUCAUUUGAAAAUGUCAUAGGCAUAGCAGCUGCAGCCAGCCAAAGAAUGUUUUGGUGGAAAGAAAUUAAAACAAAACAAAACAUAAAAACAGCUUUCAUAGUGUUGUGGAAAUUUCAAGGAGGCACAGAUAAUACUGGAAAUAUGAAGCUGUUUCAUUCAAAUAUAUUUGUAAUGGAAUGCAAAUCUACCUCGAAUAGUAGGGAAAAGAUAACUGUGUCUCAUUUGCUUCUGAUGAGUUUGUGUAUUUUCAGUACAUGAUCCUGUGAACAAAAGCUUUAUUUAGCUUACAGAAACUAAAGGGAAAAGACUUACUUGGUAGUUGACUUUUGAAUGUUUGUCACAACAUCAGAUAUGAAGUUGGAUACAUCUUAUCCUUUUUUAUGUGAAUUCAGAAAACUAUGAACAUUGAAUAGAUUGACAUCUUGUAAAUAUAUAUUUUUGUACUUCAUAAAUUUAUUCUGAUAUAUCUUUACUAAAUGUUAACAGAAGACAGUAAGAUUUUUAUGGUGAUAAAUAAUAGUCCAUGACAUAAAUAAUGUAUAGUAUACUAGAAAUUUAUAUUUCUUUAAACCCUCAGAAAUAGUUUGAGGACUUCAAAAAUAUUAUAACUAUAUCUUAAAAUCCCAACUCAAUUUAAAAAAUACUGGCUUAUUAUUAAACACAUCAUAUUUCUGGCUUCCGAUAAACUAUCAUUAUAUUACUUACAGUGUUUUAAGCAUUGCAUGAAACGGAACACAGAAUGAGCCAAGAACAAAUGCAUAUUUAUUUGCAGUAGGUUCUCCUUCCACAGUCUUGUGCAGAGUUUGUCCAAUAACUUUGAUAGACCUUUAUCAUAUUUUGCCUCAUAUGUGACAUGCAAGUAAGACAUGAGUCUAGGAUUUCCUAGAUAUCAAAUUUUAAGCAAUUGUCUUAAAAUAUCAAGGAUGUUUAAAGUUUUUUUGUCAGUAUUAACUUUAUAUCACUGCCACAAGGAAGGCAUCAGUUAAAACAUUUUUUUACUUGAUGACUGGGGAAGUUUAUUCUGGGACCAAAAGAAAAAUGAAAUUCAUGAAAAAUUAAUGGGUGAAGAAAACCAUGGUACUAUAUCAGAUCACUGCACUGGUCAUUCCAUCGAUCAAGUGAACAGGUAAGUUGUUUGUUGCAUUUAUGGCUUGUUUAGUUCAAUUUCCCUUGUAAUAUCAACCCUCGCGAGAAGUGCUGGUCAGACUCAGAUGACUAUGCAUCUUUGCUGCCUGCAAAAAUUUUUUGAUAGUUAUGUGGUCAAUGUGUUAAAUAACUGCCAGCAACAAACUUAUAAUAAGACAGAUGUGUUUCUCCUAUUUAAUUUGAUAAUAUUUGAUAAGACUUCUCAAGGAAAAGAAAAAUGUUACUUAGAGCAGCCAUCCUCAUGUAUUUCUAAGCUACAGUAUGUAAUGUUAAAAUGGGCAACAACGCGACAAUGCAGCAAUCAGCACAGCUGUCUCACAGAUUGAGGGACCAGUGUGAGGAACAGUGCAUAAUACCUUUGUAUGCUUAGUUUGUUCACAUGGGAUAAUCUGGUUUCCCAAAGAUUUGUAUAUUAUGUGUAUAUGUGUAUGAAUAUACCCUUUGUUGAAGUGUUGUCCUAUCCAUUGAUGUAUCCUGCCAGUAAGAGUUCCAGCUCCCUAUGAUUUUUCAUUGGACAAAGAUGGUUUAGAAAAGAUAUAAAUGGAAUGUGUUAAUGAAAGCAGAGGAAUUACAGUAUAGUACAGACAUCAUUUGUAUUUCCCCAUUGUUACUGCUGUUGCAGUUUGUAUGGAACACAUUAAUUAAUAUAGGUUACAGUUUUUUUUAUUUCUUAAAAUGUAAUGAAUAAAUACUACAUAAUCAGCCUCACUCUUGCUUUGAUUAGGUACAGUGAAUGAAUCUGCUAGUAACUUAAUGAUGAAUCAGUUUAUAUUGAAAAUCAAUCUAAAUAAACUGCUAAAAAAAAUUAAGGGAGCACUUAAAUCAUAUAUCUCGGUGAGUGAAAUAUUCAAGUGAAAAAUCUUCACUGAGUAAUACUGUGUAAUAUGUUGAGAACAAAAUUAUGUAACAACAGUCAAUGUAAACCAAAAUCACCAGCCCAUGGAGCGCUGAAUUCAACAUCACACUGAAAAUCUAAUUCCAAAAUUAAAAUCACAUUCUGAUCCAACUUGUAUCAAUUUCAACAGGACAACUCAUAAUGUGACGCAGUAGUAUGUAUGACCCAUAUGUGCCUGUAUGCACUCCCAACAAUGUUGGGGCAUGCUCCUGAUGAGACAGCAGAUGCUGUCCUGGGUGAUCUCCUCCCAGACCUGGACCAGGGCAUCAGUAAACUACUGGAUAGUCUGUGGCGCUACUUGGCGAUGUUGGAUGCAAUGAUACAUAAUGUCCAAGAGGUUCUCAACUGGAUUCAGGACUGGGGAUUGUGUGGGCCAGUCAAAUGGCAUCAGUGCUUUCGUCAUCCAGGAACUGCCUAUACACUCUGGCCACAUGAGUCCCAGGCAUUGUCCUACACCAGGAGGAACCCAUGGCACCCUGCACCAGUGUAAGGUCUGACAAUGGCUUCAUCCCGGUACCUAACAGCAGUCAGGAUACCAUUGUCUAGCAUUUGGAGUUCUGUGCUACUCUCCAAGGAUAUGCCUUCUCAGACCAUCACUCACCCACUGCUAAACCGUUUAUGCUAGAUGAUGUUGCAGGUUGCAUAAUGUUCACCACGGCAUAUCCAGACUCUUUCAUGUCUGUUGUGUGUGCUCAGUGCAGACCUUCUCUUAUCUGUGAAGAGAUCAGGGCAGCAAUGGUGGAACUCCAAAUUUUGGAAUUCUCUAGCGAGUGAGGAACUGUAAGCACAGGUCCUGCUAGAGGACAUCAGCCCUCAUGCCACCCUCACGGAGUCUGUUUCUAACAGUUUGGUCAAAAACAUGCACACCAGUGGCCAGCUGGAGGUUAUUUUGUAGGGCUCUGGCAGUGCUCCUUAUUUUUUUCCUCACACAAACAAAUAUUGGACCUGUUGCUGGGUUUGAUGUCUUUUUACAGCCUUGUCCAGCACUCCUCAUGUAACGGCCCAUCUUCUGGUAUGUCCAUGUUCUUGAGACUGUGUUAGAAGGCACAGCACACCUUCUUGCGAUGGUACAUAUGAAUAUGCCAUCCUGGAGGAGGUGCACGACCUGUGCAACCUGAAUCAGCUGCAGGUACAGACUUGUGCUACCAGUAGAGACAAGAACACUAGUAAACCAUAAAACUAGAGAGGAAUCAGUCAGGAAGGAUAAGGAGAGAGCAAUUGUCUGUGGCCACCACCUGCUAAACCAUUCCCUUUUUAGGGGAUUGUCUGCCUGUUGCCUUUUCAGUGUCCAUGUUGUCACUUUAAUUUGCACCAAUGCAGGUGAAGUUGAUUCAGAAUUCCUUAUGCUUCCAAACUGGACAGAUUGCUAUCCCUGAAGCUUAAUUGACUUGGUGUUAGACUGUGAUAAUUAAGUGUUCCCUUAAUUUUUUUGAGUAGUAUAUAAUCAUGAGUAUUCUUUAUGUAUUUUCUAAAUGGAUGAUUACUGUUUGCGAAAUAAAUAAAUAAUGUACAGUAUUUCGGUUGCAAAGUACAUUUAAGUAUUAACAGUAUAUAGAACCUUACAUAUGUUAAGUUUAACACUCAUUAGCACUCAAGAGCAUUGUCAAAAUGAUAUUCUAAAUAUAUUGCAAUUUUGAAUUUUAAACUAUUUAUGAAGGGGCUUUUAUGUGUUGGUGUAUUGCUGUGCUCUCACACCUCAAAGCAUCUCAGCUUGUAGUUUCGCAUUGUGGUCAACUGCCAGUGGUCUGUCAUAAACUCACAACAAGUGGCUUAGAAACGUUCUCCUUGCUUGCUGGUGAUUAUUGGCUGAGCUCACUUUCUCUCGGCCCUGACCUUUCUAGCUCAACAAUGCCACUGCAGAAGAUUUUGAGUAUUCAAAAGUGUAUUUGCCUACAAGUACUCAAUUUAUUAUUACAUAUUAUACUAAUAUAGCAUAACAUUCUUCUUCCCAGUUAAUUUAGUUUAGAGUCAUAGAGGUGACAGUGGUAUAGCAUGUCCAGGCAGCAUUUUGUGUAGGUUAGGAACCAUGACUUUUGUCAUUUGUAUUGGAAUUACAUAUAGUGGUUCAAGAACAAUGUUAUAACUCAAAUAAUUAAUUACACUAUUGCCCCAUUUUAAUAUGUUUAUUAAUAAGGCCACUAAUUAUGUUAAACAUUGUAUACAAUACAACAUUAUAGUCUCCAAAGCCAUUUUAAUGUAAAAUAUCAAAGAUGGACAAAAACUGAAGAAUUUCAUGCAGUUUUGCUAACUUUGGUUUGGAAGCUUUUACAAAAUAUAAUUGUCUGUAUAUGCAUCACCAUUUAGAAUAGAUAGCACUUUAUUUGUCCUCAAGAGGGAAAUUUGGCUUUUACAGAAGUUCAAUAUAUACUGUAUAUUAUGACAAACCACAAACCCCUCUCAAAUGCACACUAGAAUGAUUACAAAGAAAGAAUAACUAAAAAGAAAGUCAGUUAUUUCAAUAAAGAAAAAAAUAUUAUUUAUUCCAUAUAUUUAUAAACAGUAUUUUUAAACUUACUUCAGACAAUUAAAAUAAACAACAAAAAUGAAAAGUUCUGGAAAAGUUUCAAACAAAAUAUAGCACUAAAAUACCAACAGUUAAGAAACAAAAGCUGUGUAUACCUGUUAUGUAAGUAGUUUUUGACAACCCUUGUUGACUUGAACACUGGAUAAUUAAAUGAAUGAUGAAUGAAAUAUGUUUUGAGUUGGUUUAGGUAAGUGCCCUUAUGAGACAGGAAUAUCCUCUGCCCUGUCCUCACCCUCCAAGUGUCUAGGGAACUAGUAGCAGUGCUGAGGUUUGGAACAUGGAUGCAGAGAACAAAAAAGCAAAUAAUCAAGACUAUAUAUAGAUAUAGUUUUUGUUAAGUACAAUUUUUGUCAGUUGCAGAAAUUAUGUCUUUGUUAGAAUCUUUUAUUUUAUUCUAUUUCUAAACAAUUCUGAUCAAAAGUUUUUUAUUUUAAAUUUUCUUUUCAAUUUCCUAAUUAACCUAUCUGCUGUUUCAUAAUACCCUCAUUUUAGCACUUCGGGGACUGCUUUCAUCCAUUGCAGUUGACUAAUUAAUUAGCUGCAGUCUUUAAAAUGCUCUUGACCUUGUUUUGACUGAAUAAAGCGGCCAAGGGAAUUAAUUCUGCAAAUUGACUUCAAAACUCAUAAUACAUUUGCCAAAUUGCCCAAGAAGAUUUUAAUAUACGAUUGAAAUAUUUGCAUUUAUAUUUUCAGAAACAAGCAACCUGCUUACUUAUUCAUAGCAUCUCACUGUAUUUCUUUACUUGCAGGGUUCACAAAACCAACUUUCCAGCUGUAAAAAUGCUCACCAGAGUGAAGAUAUGGGUUACUGCACUGUUACACUACUAGACAUCAGUCUGAGUUUGAUUUGGGAAACAAAGAAAAAAAAUUAAAAUUGGUGAAACUUGUCUGUCUGAAUAAUGUGAAAUUGUAUUUUGUUAUACCAAGUACAGAAUUUUCAAGAGUUUCAGUUUAAGCACAAUAUAAGAGCUAAAUUCUGCUAUAUUAAAUGCACAUCCCUAAAAAAUCAGUAUAUUGCCUAAUGCUGCUAUUAAAUAUUUGUGCCAAAUGGAAAUCUAGUGGUAAGAAGCAAAAAACAUACUAUCGUAAAUAUGAUGGCCCUUUAGCAAUUGAAAGGUUAAAGGCUGCAUGUCUAUUUCUUAUGCCCAGUAUCAUUCAAUAAUAAAUAUCCAGUAUAUAAAUAUUAUAUUAAUAUUAUUUUACAUGAUGAGCUGCAGUUGAUCUAUAAAGCAAAUAUUGAAAUAAAGGCAAUGGGUAAAUAAUGGUUCUUAGCAUAUAUGUUUAUGGAAGUAUAAAAAGCAUGUUGCCUUUAUUUUGUUUUUGUUUUAACUCUUUGUAAGAUUAUUCUGACUUCAGUUGACUCUGUGCUUAUCUUUGUAUGUGAGUGACACAUAUUGUAGCAUGCAAGUAAGCAUUUCAUUUUGCUACUGUGCAUAUGACGAUAGACUUAAGUUAAAGAAAGCUGCAUACAAAAUCCAAAAGAAAGGAAAAAAAACUGUGCUGUGUUGAAGUUGAGACUUGCUCUAUUGUGUGUAGCAUUCAUCCUCUUUUUUCAUAUAAUUAGUGGAAAUGAAUGACAUAUAGUGGCUGCAUAAAGAAAUGCAAAUUUUGCAGUGAUCUACUGAAAGUAGGCCUAAGGAAGCAAUACUGUUAAACAGAUCUAUUAAAUGCACUUAAGAUAAAUAUAUAUUUUUGUAUAUAAGAAAAUACUUUGUGAAUAGACUUUAGUAAGUGUUGUUUCAGGGUUUGUAAUUUAAAAUUCGGCUAUAAUGAUUUUAACCUUAGUGCAAUUGCAAUAGAAUAAAAUGGUAGGUGACACUGUUGAACAUGCGUAAUGCUUUGAUAAAAUUUUGAGUUAAGGAAAAAAUCAACUGUUAAAUUGUGCACUAUUCGGUUCACUGUACUGCUAUUAAAAGCAGCAUUUGAUCUUGUACACAUUUUAUUAAUGAGUAGAUUAAUACACAUUUUAUGCAGACUUUUGAAAGAUUGGUUUUAUAAAUUUGAAAUCACCUAAUACUUGGUGAGAUGCUGCAGGAAUAUUAAAAUUCAACAGAAAAUAUAUAUGUUAAGAAUUUUUUAAAUUUAAAUCAUGGAUGUUUUACAAAACGUGACUCAGUUAGUUAUCAUUUUUUAAAAUAAACCCAUCAAGUGAAAAUCAUAUUUUUCCUCUUGAUUUAUAAAUAUGUAGUCAUUACAUUUACAAUUAAAGAAAAGCUCACAGUUGCUCAUAAAUGUAACACACAAGGUUUUUCAUUUUAUGUUUGAUUGAGUGUACUCUGUAAUACAAUAUCUCUGGAUAGAUUUCCUGCCUUACAUAUGGUGCUAGCAAGAUAGGCUGUAACCCCUGUAACCCUGUAUUGUGAUAAGCAGGUUCUGAAAGUUAAUAUUUACUUAUUUUUCUAAAUAGUGUGUCAGCUUGGAAGUAUAAAUGUGGAAAAUAAUUUGCUCCUCCAAAUGUUUGACCAGUAAAACUGAACUGUUUCUUCAAGAUGUUAGCACACACUAAAAUCCCACUGAAAUUUAAACGACCCAUCCACCUUCCACAUCUGCUGUGUACAUUUCAGGCUAAUGUGGAGACGGGAAAACCAGUCUAUUGCACACCCUCAUUCAUUGAAACUGAUGCAGUGUAUAGACUCCACUUAAUCAAAUAUGUGUGUAAAUGUAGGAGUAAACAGGAGUACCUGGAGAGAAAAAUCCUCACAGGUGUGAGAAAAUCACGUAUCGUCUCCAUCCAAGCCUUCCAUU
This is a messenger RNA of Polypterus senegalus (gray bichir), 10326 nucleotides long. RefSeq names its product semaphorin-4G-like. Gene Ontology annotation, biological process: negative regulation of axon extension involved in axon guidance; semaphorin-plexin signaling pathway; positive regulation of cell migration. The coding region runs from base 384 to 2936 and encodes 850 amino acids. NCBI's taxonomy places the organism in Eukaryota, Metazoa, Chordata, Cladistia, Polypteriformes, Polypteridae. The record is from RefSeq and is a predicted model, not a curated record. The transcript is spliced from 15 exons. Gene Ontology annotation, molecular function: chemorepellent activity; semaphorin receptor binding.